GUUUCUUUAGAACAUAGUGGAAAGUCAAAGUGUACAAAUUUCUGCAUUUUUGAUAAUAUUUCGCUAAACAAAGACUUUAAGUUAAUAAAGUGCCCAAAUUUGAUUCCGGGAGGUGUACAAAUAAAAUAAUUCGUCUUUGAAGAUAUAUAAGGUGUACAGUUUGCUGCACAUGAGGCACAAAAGACCGUUAGUUACAUAAAAUCAGGAAAUUGGUACGAUCCCAUUGACUAGCUCAUUAUUUAUAGGGAAGCAAUCCAAACAACAACAAUCCAUGGAUGCAUUACAUUUCUUUAUUUAAUUCAUCCAAUAAGGCUUUUAGUAACACUUAUAGUAUGAAGUAAAUAUAUUCAGUGUUAAAAUGAAGAUCGAUAGGUCUCGUGUACGUAAAAGUACAUCAGAAGUUCCCUUAGAGUGCCAGGAACUCAUAGAUAGAUUGCAGCAAUGCUCCCGUACAGAAUUAUUAGAAGAGCUGUCUAAGAUUCAGUCUUGGACAUUUGGCAAAUGUGAACUACUGCAUUGGGCCCAAAUACUGGAUGUAUUUGAUCGUAUUUUAGGACAGGCAGCAGAACGGAAUGAUGAAAACAUAUGGGUACUCGAAUGUGAUACAUAUGAUGAACAGGAAUUUAAACUAUUAAUAAACAUAUUGCGAUUCACAAGUUUAUUGAUUGAACACUCAUUUUCUCGACACUUGUAUAACUCCAUGGAACACUUGAUAGUCUUACUUGGAUCUAGCGAUAUGUCCGUCGUCAUCGAAGUCUUAAAUUUGCUGUAUAUGUUUUCCAAACGUAGUAAUUUUCUUACUCGUUUAAAACCAGAUGAAAAAGAAUCCCUAUUACCAAGACUGCAGUACAUGUCAGAGAAUUGGGGAGGCAAAGAUACUGGUUUUGGAUUGGCAGAUUGCUGCACACUUGACAAGGAAAUUCCUCAUUCAGCCACAACAUUACAUGUUGAGUUUCACAAGGACGACUACGACUAUGACACAAAAUCAACCAAACCAACGUUACAGAUUAUACAUAUAGAGCAUAUAGAUAAAUUGAGAUUGUCUCCUGCUGAAAUAAUGAAGCAACUUGUGUCAAUGUACUACAUACCCCGCGAAAAAGAGGUGUGGUUAUUCACGCAUGUGAGAUUAGCAAUUCAUUUUGGUCAGUAUAAACGUAGACUAAAAAGUGUCCAAGCGAAACUACAGGCGCUAUCAAUACUAGUAUAUUCGAAUGCAAUUGCAGAAUCUGCCCCAAACCUAUUGCAUAAUAGUCUUCUAGAAGAAUUGGUGGAAGUUGUGGAACUACAAGACCCGCAAUUAACUGAUAUUAGGUGUGCAGCUUUACGCACUCUAACUGCUAUUAUUCACUUAGAUCGAAAUCCAAGUGUUCCCAAUCGAAGACCAGGAACACGGUUAAAUAACAUUAUUGACGUAACGGGAGCAAGCCAGUAUCAUGGAUUUUUGCCAGUCUUGGUUAGAAAUUGUAUUACCUCACUUACAAACCAAUUUGAUUUCCAAGGCACUGAAAAAUAUAGCCAAUUUCCAGUGAGUUUGACAACAGCUUUGUUUUCUUUUUUAUAUCACCUGGCCAGUUACGAAUCAGGAGGUGAAGCUUUAGUAUCCUGUGGAAUGAUGGAAUCUCUAUUACAAGUGAUAAACUGGCAAGGAUUUGCGUUAGAUCAUAUAACAUUUGUAACACGUGCUGUACGUGUAAUUGAUUUAAUUACUAACAUUGAUAUGGCAGCAUUUCAAACUCAUGGGGGUUUACAUAGUUUCAUAAACAGAUUGGAUAAUGAAGUUAACUACUGUCUACCACAUCAGCAUUACCAAAUUCAACACAACACUACCGUUGAACACGAUGAAAGUGCACCUAGCACUUCUAGAGCACCAGAUAAAGGAGAGACUCUUUCUGUGGACAUAGUACAUCUUCCAGAAAAUGAGGGCAAAAUCUGUCUUCCACAAAGAGCAGCUUUACUAAAAUCAAUGUUGAACUUUUUAAAAAAAGCGUUCCAAGAUUCCACAUUUGCAGAAAGUAUUAGGCAUCUUAUGGAAGGGACUUUGCCUGAUUCACUUAAAAAUAUUAUUGCCAAUGCAGAAUAUUACGGUCCAUCCCUAUUUCUACUUGCUACUGAUGUAGUCACAGUAUAUGUAUAUCAAGAGCCAGCAUUACUUUCUGCUUUACAAGACAAUGGAUUAACUGACAUUGUACUGCAUUCCCUGUUAGUAAAGGAUGUACCUGCAACUAGAGAAGUUCUAGGCUCUCUUCCAAAUGUAUUUAGUGCUUUAUGUUUAAAUACGAGAGGACUAGAAGCCUUUGCGAAGCUUAGACCAUUUGAAAAGCUUUCUAGCAUAUUAGUAUCGCCAAAAUAUUUGCCAGCUAUGAGAAGAAGACGUAGCUCUGAACCAACAGCUGAUACAGCUUGCAAUUUGGGCAAUGCCAUGGAUGAACUAAUGCGACAUCAACCUAGCCUAAGACAAGACGCCACUAGGGCUAUAAUGCUUUUAUUAAAUGAUUUAAUUCAAUUGGGAACUGAUCCUAAUAAUAUUUGUUGCAAAGGACAUAACAAAUCGGAAAUUUCACCAUCUUCUUCAUCUAGAUUAAAUACAACAAGUAAUGAAGGCUCUUCAGACGAAGAAGAAGAGGAUGAAGAUGAAACAUCAACAUCAUCUCAAAAUCACUCUGAUACUCAAACUCAAGUUAAUAGUGAGAGAACGCCUAUUGCUUUAGUAGAUUAUAUCCUCAAUACGAUGAAGUUUAUAGAUGCUAUUUUAAGUAAUAACUCCACUGAUGAUCAUUGCAAAGAAUUUGUAAGCAGAGGAGGAAUUUAUCCUUUAUUAAAAGUUCUUGGAUUGCCUAACUUACCAGUUGAUUAUCCCACAACAGUGCCAGCUCAAGCAGUAGCUUCUGUCUGCAAGAGUAUAUUGAACUUAUCACAUGAACCUUAUCUAUUCUCCCAAGGACUUGAUCAACUGUCUCUUGUGUUAAACACUCUUAAGCCAUUAUGUACAAAAGAAGAAGUAGCUGGUGGUUCUAAACUACUACUAGAACUAGCGAAGGCUCCAGAUCUAGAGACUGCUUUUAGUACAUAUAAAUCUACUCCCCUAUUACAUGCUAUGGGGGCUGUUCAUGGAUAUGUCAUAAUGUUUGUUCACAUUUGUCGAACUGGUCAAACCGAAAUAAGAAAUCUUUCUUUACAACAUUGGGGCUCUGAAAAUGGAAGAAGAGUUUUAAAAGGAUUAUCUGAUUUAUAUACAUCAUUAGUUUGGGAAAGCACUCUUCUAUUGGCAUACUGCAGUGACGACUUACUACCAUCUGGUUGUGAUGUUACCAAAGAAGACAUUGGAAAAUUGAAUGCAUUCUUUGAAAAGUGUGAAGCUUUUCCACCUGCAGAUGCAUCUUCAGCUCCCCUUGAUGUUUUCGUGGCUAAUCCAAUAACGAUGGACAUGGAUCCCGAUUGUACCGCUUUUAAUAAGUCACAACGUCACUACAAAUAUAUUAAACCUUUAUUGGGUGCAUCAUCCAGGUUGGGUAGAGCUUUAGCAGAACUAUUUGGGUUACUUGUAAAACUUUGUGUUGGCUCUCCCAUCCGCCAAAGGAGAGGUCAGAAUAUAGUAGCAGCUCCUCCCAUGCCAUCUAUGUUUGCAAGGAAUGUUGCUUCAGAGUUAAAUCUGCUUUUAGCGGAGGGCUUAGAUUGUGACAGGCUCCCUCCAUGUCCAUCAGUGAAAUGCAGACUUACAUUUUUGAUUUGUAGUGUUGGUUUUACUGGUCCAAUGCUAUUUGAUGAAAGAAGAUACCCUUACCAUUUAAUGCUUAAAAAAUUUGUGACUUUGGGAGCACAAGAAACAUUUUUUAAUGCAUUUAGUUGGGCUGUAACAACAGGCAAGUUUAGAAGCGUUGCCGAAAUUCAAUACUCAUCUCUCCCAGAAGGCACAAUUGGAUUUUUGGAUGCUUGGCUAACACUUCUUGAAAAAAUGGUCAAUCCCAAAGCUAUAUUGGAAUCUCCUCAUGUUGUUUCGAGUCGGCCUGGACAGAAUUUUAAUUUUGAUCCAUUAAAAUAUUUACAACAAGUUCAUAAAUUAGCAUUUGAAAGUAUAAUGGUUCUCUGGGGUAAACCUGUACCUUCAUAUUGUUCUAGAAUAACGGAAACUACAUUGACCAUAUUAAGACAUAUUUUCCGAGGGGAAAAAAUCAUCAAGGAUAAAAUGAAAGCCGAUGAGAGUAAAAGUGACGCGUCUUCUAGCUCCUCUAGCGGCCCUGAAUUAGGCAAUGCACUUAGGAAUGUAAUCAGAGUCAGAAAUUUGGAUGAUGAAUUACAACAUCUUAUGGAUAUGGGUUUUUCUAGAGAACACGCAACUCAAUCUUUAAUACAUUCACAUAACUUGGAGCAGGCUACGGAUUACUUGCUCUCCAAUCCCCUUCAUUUAUCUAGGCCUGGUGCUACUGGUCAAAUGGAUGUAGAGACUGACGAUGAACAAAUGUUACAAGCUAUUGCCAUGUCUUUGGGAUGUAGCAGUUCUGCAUCACCUGAUACUAAAAAAGAUACCAAAAAUGAUUUAAAAGAUCUCAAAAAGGAAGACUGCUCUACACGUUCAUCAUCCUUUGAAUCUAUGCUAAAUGAUUUUACUCAAGAUGCAUUUGAUAUAUGUUUAAAUCUGCUUGAUUCGCUUCCAGAAACUGUUCACAAAGUAUGUGAACUUUUAGUUACUUUAAUGAAAAGAAAUGGGCGUAGUUAUAGAGAUAUGGUCUUAAUGGCGCUUGUCGUGAAGAUCCAAACUUGUGUUACAUAUAUUUACUCGUGUGCAUUUGAAAAUAAAUCAGUUAUAAUGACUUACUAUGUUUUGACUGACUCUGAGCUAGCAGCAAAAUUAACAAACUAUGUUCAUCUGUUUAUAUUACUGUUCGAAGUACCAUCAUAUUAUGACAUGAAACUACCAUGUUUUAAUGCUAUUAAUGCUUGUGAGGUAGUGGAACAUAUUAUAGAGUUAGUUUGCAGUACAGUUGGGAUGUUGUCGACGUUACAACGAAUGGAAGAACCCAAAUGGCUCGCUCCGUGUUUAUUACUAUUAGAUGCAGUUUCAAAAGUUGCAACAUCUACGACAAGGAAAUAUUACAUGCAUAGAACAACUACUCGUAUUUGGAGAUGGUAUGAUGUAGUUACAGGGAAGUGGACACGCUAUUCUACAAAUAAUAAUCAAUUAAUAAAUGAAGCAUACUGGAGUGGAGAACAAUUCGUAAAAGUUACUUGUGGUAGAAAAAGAUAUACAAUUUCAUUUUGUAAUAUGUUACAAAUGAAUGAUGAGACCGGAAAUAGUAGACCAAUUUCAAUGAUUCCUGCCACAUUGACACAUCCAACUUGUACUAAUAUUCACGGACCAGACAUACCUAGACCGUUGCAUAUAUCCCUUAAUGACAAAGAAGAAAAAAGAUGUUCUCUUGUCGCAGAUCUUAGCCAGAAGCAAAAACAUCAAAUUAUUGUAGCAUGUGUGAAAUUAUUACAUCUUCCAGUAGAAAAGAAUCUUUUGCAUUCGAUUUUACAAAUUUGUGUAAGAUAUACCAGAGACUUUGUGCUUGCUACACUCUUUGUAAAAGAGGGAGGUGUUAAAUGCUUGUUAAAAAUGCGUCAAAUCACUGAUUUUGGAGGUUUUGGUAUAUUAGCAACAAUUUUGAUUAGACAUGCUUUAGAAGAGCCAAAUACGUUAAAAUAUGCUAUUGAAAAGGUAAUUAGGGCACGUACCUUAGCCACAAUCCCUCCCCCAUAUAAAGACUUGAUCUAUUUAUCAAGACAAGUCGGUGGAGCUGUAACUCGCUCUCCGCAGUCAUUUUUCCAAGUAGCAACAGCUAUUUUAAGGAUAGACACAGUUGCUGCUAAAGGCGAAGAUCCAGAAAAUGUUAUUCCUUUAAGAGUAGAACCACCAUCUCGUAUGAAAGCACCGCCAUUAGAGGAGCCUGUGUCCAUAGAAGUUAUCUCCGAUUUGUUAGAUGCCUUAUUAAAACCUCUAGAAGAUGAUAAAGGUAUGGACACAAGUGAUGAUUCAUCAGAAGAUUCAAAUCCGUUUGUUUCUCUUGCAGAAAUUUUAAGAAGACAUGAAACUGAAAAUGCCGAAACCAGCACUAAUGAAAAUACUUCCAAUAAGAAAAAUGAAAGUGCUGUUCCUAAGAAACGAAUGUUACCAAAGUCGGUUAUCUUGAAGAUAUUAGCAGACGCUGUAGUAUCGUUUGGCCCGAUUGCCAAACUUAUUACUGAUUAUAAAUACAAACCUGAUGAAUCUGGUACCAUAACUGAAGACACGUCAGCACUAGCUUUCAUUUUUGAUAAAAUAUUGUCGGUAGCAGAUAACUUUUCUGAUUUGGAUUGUGCUGCCAUGGGAAGAAUGCUAGUUGCAGCUUUAGCUUCUUCCAAUCAUUCACCAGAAGCUCAAAUUACUUUAGUCUCUGAGGUAAAAGUGGCUCUAACCAGAGCAUUAUCGUUACCAGAGUCUUACCAGAAACAUAAUCAGGUUCAAUGUAUUUGUGACAUUAUCUCCAAUAUGAUCGACAAUUGUCCUUUGUCCCAUGCUACUAGGUGGACAAAUUGCAGUAUUAGCAAUAUCGUUAAGCUUUUGAUGCGAAGGGGAAUAUUUAAUGAUUUAGCCAAGAUUACGCACUAUUUAGAUUUGUCAUCACCAAACACAGCAUUUACUGCAAAUUUGGCAUUAAAGCCUUUAGAAUCUCUAUCAAGAAUUAUUAAUCAGCCUGCUGCUGCUAAUAACAGUAAAUCAAGAAAAAAUCAACCAACAGCUGAUGAGAAUCCCAUUGCUCAAAGUGGUACUUCUACUGAGGGUACUAAUGCCCAUGGAGAGGAGAUAGAAGAUUCCGAAAAUACAGAGCAUGACCCAUCUAGUCUUGACAACACCACUAGUUCUGGCGAACUCGAAAAUGCACUUGAAGAAAUGAUGGAACACAUUCUAGACCAAAGAAGCAAUGACACCAAUCAAGAAUACAAUAGCGUUCCAACUAGCAGAGGCAACAUGGAUAUUGAUGAAGGAGAGGCAACUGAGGAACUGAUGAGCACAGAUUCUGGUGAAUCAGAUUCCAAUCCAUCAGAUCAAGUAGAUGACGAGGGUAAUGAUGAUAACGAGGCUGACGAUGAAAAUAUUGAAGAUGGAGAAGAGAAUGAAGAAAAUAAUUAUGAUGAGGAUGAUACAAAUGAUAGAGGUAGAAGGGGUUCUGCUAAUGAAGGUGGGCCAGGAAUAUUCAGAAUCCGUAGUGCAGCUACAGAUGAAGAUAUUUUAAUGAUCCAUUACAACACUGACGACUCAACUUCUCCUAGAAUGAUUCGUUGGAAUGAGACUGGUAGCUUUGCCAUGCCCUUCUUUGAAGAUAAUACUUCCUCUGAACCUACUGCUAUUACUCAUCCAUUACUAAUAUCUCGAAUUCCUGACAAUAAUCAAAGCACUGCUAGUCGAAAUCAGAGAGCUAAUCGCCCCAGAAGAUAUCAGUAUUUAUUUAACCCUAGAAAUCCAAAUCCACCAGUGAUUUUACAAAGUAUCCGCAGGCUAUUUAGACCACAUGAUCCUCAUGUCGGACCUAGUGACAAUAUAUUGGGUGCCCCAGAUAGUCGAGAAGCUGCUAGGGUAGUAGUUAUGGAUAACUUUGGUAUCAUUCCUUCCAAUGAAGAGCAAAUUGAUCUUGUUGAUCAAUCUGGCUUUCUCUUUGGGCCUAGUUUGGCAGCAACUUUGAGUCACAUACCGCCUGUUUUACACUGGUGGAAUAUCGAAUCUAAGUUACUUGAUUUGGAGUCUGUAUAUGAUUGUACAACAUACUCGUGCAAUAGACUUAUCCCUGAUUUGAUAAAAUAUAGAAAUGAAGAGUUACGGAGUAAGAAAGAAAAAGAAGAAGAAUUAUCUAAAAAGCGCAAGCGAACCACAACUGAUCAAGAUCAAGAUGAGUACAGUAGUGAAACUGUAUUAUUUAAUUAUGAUGAGGCUAAUACUACUGCUUCCACAGAUCAAAGUAAAGAGGAUGAUGCUGACGCUGAAGCUUAUGAUCCAGCUAUGCCUGUUCCAUCAAAUGAAGAAGAUCUAGAUGGUAUUCCUAUCGAAAUAUCAGAUACUUCUAGUGAAAGAGAUUGUCACACUCAUAAUGACGACAUGAUCCAUUGCUGUCCAUUGCAACUAAGUUUUGCUAAUUCUGGAGAUGAAAAUUCUCAAAACAAUCUUUCUGAAACAACCCAUACUGCUGUACAGACAACAGAUACAUCAGAUAAUCUAACACAAAAUACAGAUGACUCCAACAGUAGAGCCGAAUCAGAAACAAGGGCAGAAAGUGAUUCUUCCAAUCCGUUUGAGCUCUCUCUUCCAUAUAGAUGUAACAUCAUAUUUGCUAGGCCUAUAUCUUCUGAAAGACAAGGUGAUGAUUCUAAUUCAAUCAGUGAAGCUGUGACAAACUCUCUUUUGAACAGUAUUGCAACGCAAGAUCCGAGCCUCUUUGCUAGAUAUGAAGAAACUUAUGUAUUUGAGGACUCAAUUGGUCAGCAAAUGGAUACAGUAUCUGAGCAAUCUGUCGAAGAUCAAGUCAAUAGACCAGGAGGUACUAAUACAGGAGGUGGAAGAGAUACAGACACAAGAGGUCGCGACAUAAGAGAUAGAGGUCAUGAUAUCAGAGAUAGAGGUCGUGAGAUUAGAGGCAGAGACCAUGACAGGAGAGAAAGACAGACUAGAGGUAGAGAUGACGAUCGUGAAAUACGAGAAAUUCAACGUGAAAACAGCGAACGACAAGAACGCGAAUUACGAGAAAGAGUAGACCGUGAAUUUAGGGAAAGCCUUCGGCGUCUAAACAGAGAACGAGAAGAACGAAUGAUAAGACAAAGAGAGGCAGAUCGUGAAUUGGGAGAAAUAAUACGACGCGAAAACCGAGAAAGAGAAUUACGCGCAGCAAGGGAAAGAGCAGAUCGUGAAUUUGGUGAAGCAGUACGACGCGAAAACCGAGCACAAGAGGAACGUGAAUUAAGAAUACAACGCGAAAACAGAGAACGAGAAGGACGCAUAUUAAGAGAAAGGGGUGAAAACGAAGUGGGUGAAAGAGAAGGGGCACGAGAUCGGGUAGUAAGAUUAAGAAUUCGCGAACCUAGAGAAAGACAACGUGAAGAAUCUUCAGAGCAAGAUCGAGAACCAAGAACGAGCAAUGAACCUCAGACACACACAGCUAUAGAAAAUAUUACCAAUACCGAAUCAAUUCAGGCUAGUUCCGACAACGCUGAAGUUGAACCAACAUUAGCUAGUGCUGAAGUUAUAGAAACAUCAACCAGUGCGGAGGGUACAGAACCAGUUAUUGUAGCAGUUCCUGUAGCUGCCGUUGUCUCCUCUGCGGGGCCGAGUAAUGAUGAGGAAGACGAUGAAGAAAUUCCUGAAGGAGUAGAUCCAUCAUUUUUGGAAGCGUUGCCACCUGAAAUGAGAAGAGAAGUUUUGGAGCAACACCGCAUUCUCUGCCUUCAACAGCGCAUUGCUGCUGCUACUGCUGCAGCUGAUGCCGCUGCGGCGGAAGCUGCAACUAGUAGCAAUUCUGGUGAGCAGCCACAAGGGGAAGCUGCAGCUGCUAGUGAGGAUAACAUAGUUAGUCCAGAAUUUUUAGCGGCUCUUCCACCAGCUUUACAGGAAGAGGUUUUAACACAUCAACGAUUAGAACAGCAACGUCAAGCUGCAGCUAGGGCUAAUCCAAAUGAACCUGUCGAUGCUGGAGCCUUUUUUGAAACAUUACAGCCGUCCCUUCGAACUAUGAUAUUAUCUGACAUGGAAGAUUCUCAAAUGUCUGCUCUACCACCCGAUCUGGCAGCAGAAGCGCAAAAUUUACGCAGGGAUUGGUAUGCUAGGAAUAGGCAAAUGGCACAAGAAAGAUUCUUACAAAACAGUUUGGGUUCAAUUUAUAGACAUUCUAGAGGAAGACAAACCUAUAGACCCAAUAACUUCCAAAGAGGAUGGACUCAAUGGAGUAGAGAAUUUAUAAAUAAUUCAAUGUCUUCUACUUCCCCAUGAAAAUAAGAGGACGUCAGUUAUUAGACCCUGAGGGUUUAGCAUGCAUAUUGGUUUUAUUGUUUAUGGAUGAUUCCAACUUAAAUAAAUUAAGAUUGCAUCGAGUAAUAAGAAAUUUGUGCUAUCAUACUCCAACCCGAGAAUGGAUCAUUAAUGCUUUACUAUCGAUAAUAGAGAAAAGUGUGAAUAUUCAACCAGAUGAAAACUUAAAUACACAAACUAGAAAAGGACCAAGACCUGGGCCACUAAGUAGCAAAUUGGUUACAGAUGCCAAACACUUACAAAAUGGAAGUAACUGGUUAACCAUCAGAAUGGAAGCAGCUUUGGGAUGCGCAGCUAACGUCUUCAUUGUUAAUAAAACUGUUGGAAAGAAAUGUGAUAAAACAAGUGGAUCUUCAAUGAUUAGUAUCCAUCCCCAAGCAGCUCCGAUAGUUUGUAGAAACACUUUGGAUCUCUUUACAACCCUGGCCAAAACGUAUCCAUCGUGUUUGCUACCAAUUAAGUCGAUCAGAGAUGAUAGUGACAAGUCUUGUGUUACCCCUAUUCGAGUUAGACCUGAAUCAUUUCCUGAAUUCUGGGAUAUUCUACUUCGUUUAGAUUCAGCUACCAAAAAGGGAAAGAGCAUCCAAAAGAACACUAUUCAUACUACUGUUAUAGAUAAUGAUGGACCGAUCCACUUUGAACACACAGUAUUUGGAAAGUUAUUAAAUAUGUUAUCAUCACCAGUAGUUAAUAAGAAUACACAACUGACUGAUAAUUUGUUGAAAUUGUUGUCAGUUACCACUUCCGGAAUGCCCGAAUUAGUUAAACCUACUAAAACUAGUAAAGCAAAAGUCCAAUUAACUGACACUGUUAACAAUCCGCCUACACAUGCAUUACGACUGGCUGUUAAUGUUAUUACUUACAAGAACUGUUCAGAAGAAGGCUUAGAGUUUAUAACUAAUUUACUACUUAACCUAGCCAAUUCUUCCGUGGACAUGAGUUUCAUAAUAUUAAACCUUCUCUUAAAUGGUGCUAUAGAAAUUGGUAAUAUUGUGGAAACUCAAAUCCAAUUCAUGCUUAAGGAUCUUAAAGGUAUCAUGACUAAUUCACAAAAGAGGAAGCGCGAAGAAGCUGGAACCUCAACAUCAAAGGGAAUUAUUAAUAAUAGGUUCACUAAUGAACAGGUAGUCAUAACGGCCUCAUCUAAGGUAAAGGCAUCUUGUGAAUUGCAGCUACCUUCAAUGGUUCCCUUAACUUCUAAAUCUUCUAGUCAAGUAUUUUUCCUGAGAGUGCUAAGAGUUAUUGUUCAAAUCAGGAACUCAAUUAAGGAUAAUUUAAAAACAGAAACGGCUACAUACGAACUACCUGCACUUAGUGAGCAAUUAAAUAGUUUAACCAGUUUUUGGGAAACUUUAAGUCAAUGUCUUUCUGAAUUAGAGCAUGCUCCAGAUCAUCACGCUGUUCUUGUUUUGCAGCCUGCUGUUGAAGCAUUUUUCUUGGUUCAUUCUCCACAACAAGGCCCUAUUAAAUCGGAAGAAAAAGAUACCAAAGAGACUGAAAUGGAAGAACACAGUGGAGAAUCUACAGAAUCACAAGGUAGUAUUCCAUCCACUUCAGAUGCUGCUGCACAAGCUACAGUUUCUCCUGGUGAUGAAGAACAACAGGCUUCGAGACCUGCUAGUGAAAUAAAUCUCUUGGAUUGGGAUAAAUAUUCAGAAACAUCUGGAAAAGCUAGUAUUACUCCCGAACAACAACAAUUCCUUACGUUUGCAGAGAAACAUCGCACAGUUCUUAACCAGAUUCUAAGACAAAGUACUGCUCAUUUGGCUGAUGGUCCUUUUGCAGUUUUAGUUGAUCAUACCAGAAUUUUAGAUUUUGAUAUUAAAAGACGUUACUUCAGAACCGAACUCGAAAGACUGGAUCAUGGAACACGAAGAGAAGAAACUGCCGUCCAUGUUAAGAGGGGCAACAUCUUUGAAGAUUCGUUCCGAGAAUUGUUCAGAAAGAACCCUGAAGAUUGGAAGAACAGGUUCUACAUUGUUUUCGAAGAUGAAGAAGGUCAAGAUGCAGGUGGACUCUUACGUGAAUGGUAUGUUAUCAUUUCGAGAGAUAUCUUUAAUCCAAAUUAUGCAUUGUUCACUGUGUCCCCUGGUGACAGAGUAACCUAUAUGAUUAAUUCAUCGAGUCACUAUAAUACUAACCACCUGUGCUACUACAAAUUCGUUGGAAGGGUAAUUGCUAAAGCCAUAUAUGACAACAAGCUUCUUGAGUGUUACUUUACGAGAUCAUUCUACAAGCACAUUUUGGGCAUUCCAGUAAAAUAUACAGAUAUGGAAAGCGAAGACUAUAGUUUCUAUAGAGGUUUAGUAUACCUUAUGGAGAAUCAUGUAAAAAAUAUAGGUCUUGAACUGACAUUCAGUACUGAAAUCAGUGAAUUUGGAGUAACUGAAACGAGAGAUUUAAUACCAAAUGGGCGACACAUCCCUGUCACUGAAGAGAACAAAAUGGAGUAUGUUAGACUAGUAUGUCAAAUGAAGAUGACAGGAGCUAUAAAACAACAACUUCAUUCCUUUUUAGAAGGUUUCUAUGAUAUAAUACCAAAGCGUUUAAUAUCCAUAUUUAAUGAACAGGAAUUAGAGUUGUUAAUUUCAGGAUUACCAAAUGUAGAUAUAGAUGAUUUGAAAGCCAAUACAGAAUAUCACAAAUACCAAACGAAUUCAUUGCAGAUCCAAUGGUUCUGGAGAGCUUUGAGGUCUUUUGAUCAAGCUGAUCGCGCUAAAUUUCUUCAGUUCGUCACUGGAACCUCAAAAGUUCCAUUACAGGGUUUCGGAGCAUUAGAAGGAAUGAACGGAGUUCAAAAAUUCCAGAUUCAUAGAGAUGAUCGGUCAACUGACCGUUUACCAUCAGCGCAUACUUGUUUCAACCAAUUGGAUCUGCCGGUUUAUGAGACUUAUGACAAGUUAAGAGGAUACUUGUUGAAGGCCAUCCACGAGUGCUCCGAGGGUUUUGGCUUCGCUUAAAUAAUCCUUUGAUGUUUAAGACUGAUGUGUUAUUGCUGUUUAUAUAUAUCACCUAGAGUAGAUUUCUGUAAAUAAACGUAUUCUAUGUUAAGUGUACAGAUUUCGAAAGGUGUAAAAAAAAGUUACUUUUAGUUUUCUAUAUUCGCUUCAAAAUUUUAGUUAGUCAUUGGAUUAGUUUUUGAGUUUUAUACAAGUUUAUUUGUAAAUUUCAUAGGACGGCACAUGUAUUUUUGUAAAGGGCCUGAUGGCAAUUCGAGUGUGAUAACUGAAUUAGAUAUUCAGAUUUGAUAUUCAAAGUAUAUUUGUAUUCUUAAUUUAAGUCUUGUUAUUCUUAUAAUUAUUAAGCCAUCCUUUUAUAAAUGCGCUGUUACUCUUUGAAUACUUUUAGUCUCUCAUAAUCAGGUAAAUAUAGUCAACAUGUAUUUCAGAAUUGUGAUUUAAUUAAAUAAAUGUUUUUAUCAAUGUC
This is a messenger RNA of Diabrotica balteata, 13456 nucleotides long. NCBI's taxonomy places the organism in Eukaryota, Metazoa, Arthropoda, Insecta, Coleoptera, Chrysomelidae. The record is from the annotation of a GenBank genome assembly.